AUGGGUCGCAGGAGGGCCCGCCUAUGGGCACUUUUCCAGUGCUGCAUCCCCAAGGCAAAGGCCAAGACAAGGAAGAACUUGGCCUCGGCCCAAGUCCUGGAAGCAGAGCGGCCUGAGGAGUUGGCAACAUCUACGGAAGAACUCAAUGUAUACCGGGAACAGCUUCUUGCAAGAGAAGAAGAAAUAGCUCUGCUGAACGCAGAGCGGAAUAACAUCAUGCUGCUGCUGGAGCACCUGGAGUUCCUGGUUUCCCGGUAUACACCGUCCCUCCAGACGACGGCGGGCAAGUGGCAGGCGCAGUCCCCAGACAGCAUGACCAGGGAGCUGGAGGUGCUCAAGUCGCUGAAGUCACUCUUUGAGCACCACAAGGCCCUGGACAAGAAGUGCACUCACGUAUAUACACACAUCAACACACAAGGAGCACUUGAAAGGUGUAGUUUGUUAGAAGAAUUAGGUGCCACACAUAAUUCACUGAUGAUUCUUAAAGAGAAGAAUAACCUGAAAAAGAUACUAAUGGACAGGGUGCUUGAUGUAAAUCACAAGCAAGAAAACAUGCCAAGCGCCAGUGGAAAGAGAACCCGUGACGAAGACCUGGCUCAGGUGAUCGAGCUCCAGGAAAUCAUUGAGAAGAAGUCACGGGAGCAGAGAGAGAUGAAGCACCGCCUGGCAGCCCUCUCUGCCCACGUAACAGAGCUGGAGAAGGACCUGGACAUGGCCAGGAAGGACCUCCUGAAUUCCAAGGAGGUGAACGUGGAAUUACAGCAGGACAUCCGUGAAGCUAUGGCCCAGAAGGAGGACAUGGAGAAGAGAAUCACUACACUUGAGAAACGCUACCUCGCUGCACAGCGCAAAGCCAUCUCUGUGCACAACCUCCAUGAUAAACUUGGAAAUGAAAUCGCAAAUAAGGAUUCUAUGCAUCGACAGAAGGAGGAUAAAGACCGACAGCUGCAGGAGUGCCUGGAGCUGGCAGACCAGAAGCUGCAGCAGAUGCUGACAGAGGUGGUGGCUGAGCUGGCUCAGCCGGUGGCUGCGCUCUCCAAGUCUGAACUUUUGUCUUCCGGAAGCUCUGCCACUAAGGAGGCGAAACUGUCGGAACUUACCUCCCAGCUUAGGAAGGAAGAACGCGGGAGAGAGACCCAGCAGCAUGGAGGAGAGGGGCGUGUGGGCCGGAGAGGCGGCUGGGCGGGCCGGCGCUGCCUUUCUCCGCCGCUCCUGUCUCUGCGGUCCAGUGUGCGGGCAAAGCAAAGAGAAAAAAUGAAUGAAGAACACAACGAACACUCAUCAGAUACCGUGGAUCAGCUUCUGUCUGUUUCAGAUGAGAGGCUUCAGCUUCAUCUGAAGGAGAGAAUGGCUGCUCUGGAGGAUAAGGUGCAGCCCCUGAAAGAUCAGGACCGGGAGCGUGAGCAGCAAGCCAGCAUGCUGGCCAACGUGGGCCAGCUGUUCAAGACUGACAAGGGCGUGUCAGACGGCGAGGGCGACGGGGUCACCCUCUUUAGUGCGCCAGCUCUGCCGUCGCCCAUCGGGCAUGCCGAUUCUGAGACUCUGGCCAUGAGGAUUCAGGAGCAGCUGGACAGGAUCAACGAAGAGAUCUGGUUUAUCCAAAAAGACAAGGAGAACACGGAUCAGCGGGCGGAGGGGAUUGAGAGCAGGGUGGGCAGUGGGAGCUUCAGCAACCUUCGGCGCUUUAACUCCUCCAACUCCCUCAACCUGGAUCCCGCCUCCUCGCAUGCCGGCUCCUUCCCGCCCAGCAGAGGGCGCUCCAUGCCCGAAAGGAGGCAGCCCAGCCCUGAGCGAGAAGAAGACAAGCUGGGCUUCAUGACUCUG
Molecule: messenger RNA, 1824 nt
Organism: Capra hircus (goat)
Lineage: Eukaryota; Metazoa; Chordata; Mammalia; Artiodactyla; Bovidae
Product: liprin-alpha-1-like
Exons: 13
Biological process (GO): synapse organization
Cellular component (GO): presynaptic active zone
Source: RefSeq, a predicted model, not a curated record